UCUCCCUUCUCCCGCGAACGGUGCUUACUCGCGUGGUUUUUACGAAUCUCUCUGCUCCUCCAGCUUCGUGGGCCACGUUUUCCGCGACGGUGGUUACCAGGUGCAGUUUGCCGCUUUGCAUUGCUGCCGCGGGGACAAGGUCCACAUACACCUCUCGCCACUACCACCGUCUGUGCAUCCUCACCGCCACGCUGAGCCAGCGCGGCGGUGAGUUGCACUUUGGGACACCAUCCGCCUACUAUCUGUUGUGUCCUGGUUCGCCCGCGAGGGACUCACCAGGUCGAUUUCGGCCCCGGCCGGGGAGCAGGGCGAGGGCUAGACUCACCCUCAAGGGAUGACCGAAACCUUCUUGCUGCUGCGCAUAUGCCGCGAGGCGUGCGUGUGGUGGUGGAGUUGGGUCGGCACUGAUGGGGUCAGGCGGGAAAAUGUAGAUGCGCGGGCCUUUCUGGCCGUCGGCUUAGGCAGUGAUGCCCAUCUCAUUUUUCUGCGCGGAGGCAGACACCAUCAGAAAGGUGGACGGGCACUACACGGCCCUAGGUUUGCUAGAGGGAGCUGUAUUGCCUCAGUAACCUGGCUUCGCCAUCAAAGGAGGAGGGAGCAGGUGGCGACGAGCUGAACUAGGCUGGUUGACCAUUCGGCGCGAGAAUUUUUAUUUUUUUCAGACCAAGAACCUUGAGUGCAAUGAGGGAGAAAGCGAGGAACGGACUGGGAAGGACAGCAACGAGAGCGUGUACGGACGGAGCAGGUCGAGUGGCGUUUUGCUCGGGCUGACUACAGCGGCGCCGGAUGGAGCAAUGGCACCGGAGCAUGCGGACGACAUCGACCCGUGGCGCACGGACAUACAUUUCUAUCUGUGUUGUCAACUUUUUUUCGUUUUUUUUCUGACUUUCCGUGUUGUUUAUUUUUUAUUUUUCUUAAUAUGACACAACGAGUCCAUCUCUAUUAUAGAAUAGAGUCAUAGACAGAUUAACAAUGGAAUCAUAGCGUCAGAGAAAACUACCUGUAGGCAGCAUAUAGGGACAUCUCCCCUGCGGGUAACAGGUUUUGUGUGAUGACAUCGUCACCGGUUUUGUAGAGAGAAACGUCAGAGAUGGCGUGGCUAACCCUGGUGCAUUGGUUUUGUGCCUGAUCGUGGAAGACCCAUUCAAUGUGGAACGAUUCUGAGAUAGUGUCGAUAUUUUUCACUGCAGUGCCUACACAGACGAUCGGGAGAGAUUCGGGUGAUUGUCAAUUGCUGCAAUGAUGGCUUUGGUUGGUUGUUCUUUUUCACUGUAAGGCCGCAGACACAUUCUGACAGCAUUUCAGACAGCAGCUUUGUGCCCCGCCAGCUGCUUGUUCCAUGCCUACCAUGGUGAUUUUGUACAGACAGCACUUCAGACAGCAUUAUGCUGUAGUCGGCAAUCUUCCGUUUUGGUAUAGAGUGGGACAGGGAGGGGGUGAUGCUGCUGUAGUCGAACGGUGGGACGGACGUGCAGUUCAGUUUUUGGGCACGCAUACGGUGCUGCAGGGAUUUUUAGGUGUACCUCUUCGGGCUCAUGGAUACCUUUUUCUCGUUAUAUGUGUGCGUGUUCUUUAGAUCCU
Messenger RNA from Ectocarpus sp. CCAP 1310/34, 1581 nucleotides. The record is from the annotation of a GenBank genome assembly. NCBI's taxonomy places the organism in Eukaryota, Phaeophyceae, Ectocarpales, Ectocarpaceae.